Messenger RNA from Ochotona curzoniae (black-lipped pika), 297 nucleotides. RefSeq names its product protamine 3 (gene PRM3). NCBI's taxonomy places the organism in Eukaryota, Metazoa, Chordata, Mammalia, Lagomorpha, Ochotonidae. The transcript has a single exon. The record is from RefSeq and is a predicted model, not a curated record. The coding region runs from base 1 to 297 and encodes 98 amino acids. Gene Ontology annotation, biological process: flagellated sperm motility. Gene Ontology annotation, cellular component: cytoplasm.
AUGGGUUCCCGGUGUGCCAAGCUCAGCACAGGCCACGGCACAGGCCACGGCCGGGGCCAUGAAUCCUCCAUGAAGAAGCUCGUGGCCUGCGUGAGUCAAGAUAACUUCUCCCUGUCCUCAGAGGGUGAAGAGGAGGAGGAGGAGGAAGAAGGGGAGGAGGAGGAAGGGGAAGAGGAGGAAGAGGCACUGCCGGUGCAGGGCAAGCUGUUACUGAGGAAGCCGGAGCAGCAUGAGCAGGGCGCUGAAGACAGCUCUGUGGCCCAGCAGAGCCCCAAGACCAAGCAGACGCACUCCUGA